UCGCGCACUCGCCCUCGUUUCGUCGUGCUCUUCGAUUCCAAGGCGACCUCGGCGGCACUCCGGCGUUGUCUUCCCCGACGGCUGGUUGAAAACUGCUUCUUUCGUUUUGAGAGCAAGUCGCUGGACAAAAUGGAGGAAAUCAAUGGUGCAACCUCAACUACUGCAGCUUCUGCUCCAUCUCAUGAUAUGGCGCUCGUUAUGGUUGCUUGUCCUGUUGUUGAUGCUGACACUGCCCGAGUUGCAGUCCCCGAACAGACACUGGAAUCUUUCUGGACAUCUUGUGAUAAGUGUGGAUUCCAAUUCGAAUGUGAAUUAAAAUAUCUAGACCACUUAAUGAAGUGUCAAAUGUGUUAUACUGCAUUCGUGGCAAAGGAGACGGUCGGUCGUGCUCAUAGAAAGAAUAAAUGUGUUGUUCACAAGGGCAAGGUUGCAGGAAAACGAUUGCUGGCUCUUCAACCUACAGAGAGUGCAAGUGUUCCUGAGAGUUUUCAUCCAAUAGAAGGUGAUGGAGCCUUCAUGAAAUCAGGACACAAAAAGAAAAUGAAAGAUCUGAUUAAGCCACCUGGUGCUGACUACAAGGCUGCAGAAGAUGACUGUAUUGAAAAGCCACCAGAGCCUCAAGGAAUACCAAAGGAAGCUUGUCCUGAAGCUGUUGUUGCAGAAUUAAAAAGAAUACCAGACUUGGCCCGUGAUGAUUUCCUCAAGGCCUUCAAUAUACUUAGACGCAAUGAUUUUGAGUUCAGAAUACUUGUAGCAUUUCCAAUGGAGUUAAAGAAGGAAUGGCUACUGAAGGAAAUCAAGAAGCGAAACUGCUAA
Panicum hallii is the source of this 816-nucleotide messenger RNA. RefSeq lists its product as uncharacterized. NCBI's taxonomy places the organism in Eukaryota, Viridiplantae, Streptophyta, Magnoliopsida, Poales, Poaceae. The record is from RefSeq and is a predicted model, not a curated record. Bases 130 to 816 code for a protein of 228 amino acids. The transcript has 3 exons.